CAUCUUGCUACGAAAUAAUGUGUUACUUAGUUUGCUAAACUGCUUUGACUAUUUUCUGUGCUUUCUCCUGCGGAACAAAUGUUCUCUUUUGAUAUUUGCUCGGACAACAAUAACGAACGGAACAAUCGCUGCAAUUCUGUUUAUGAUACCGGGAGCGAAGUUGUUACAGCUGAUAGUCAGCUUGUUUACAUUUCAUUAUAUAUUUGUAAGGUUAUUUGGCGACCGAAAUUCAGUUUUCAAUCUGUUGCAGUUGCAGCCAGAGCCUUUGCUUCCGAGUGUCGUUGAUUAUGGUGUAGACGGAGCCCUUUUCUCUGAGACAGCAGGAGAGAGCGCGGGGCAGCCAUGCUGACGUUGGCCAGUAAGCUGAAGAGGGACGAGGGGGUGAAGACUGGCCGGCCCCCUGGGGGCCCCUCCGACUCCUCUCACAGGGUCUCUAUCAGGGACCGACUGCUCAUCAAAGAAGUUGCAGAACUUGAAGCCAACCUCCCUAGUACGUGUAAAGCCAGCUUCCCUGAUGAGAACAAGCUACACCACUUUCAGCUUGCUGUCUCUCCAGAUGAAGGCUACUACCAGAGUGGAACGUUCCAUUUUGAAAUAGACGUCCCUGAAGCCUACAACAUGGUGCCUCCCAAAGUGAAAUGCCAGACCAGAAUAUGGCACCCCAACAUCGCUGAGACGGGGGAGAUCUGUUUGAGUUUGUUGCGGGAGCACUCUAUCGACGGCACGGGCUGGGCCCCUACCAGAACGUUAAAGGAUGUAGUCUGGGGAUUGAACUCCUUGUUUACCGAUCUACUUAACUUUGAUGACCCAUUGAACAUUGACGCGGCCGAGCAUCAUCUGCGUGAUAAGGAGGAUUUCCGGAAUAAGGUUCAGGAUUACAUCAAGCACUACGCCAGGUGAUGACUGCAUCAGCUGCGCCGGCUGCCUGCAACCCCCCCCUCCCACACCCACGUCUGUGACUGCGCAGCUGAAUCCCGUCCCUAAUGUCUCAUCAACCAACUAACCGCUGCGCACCGCUGACACGCCCCGGCUGCAAUAAGACGUCGCUGGAAGAAGAAAAGAUUAAACACGUUUUUUUUAAGUUUGAGGAGGGACUUGUUUAUUGUCCUGAGUGGACCAGAGUAAUCAUCUGUCACAACAGGGAUCGUCCAAUGACUGGGCUUCUCGUUGUGUCUGAGCCAAUCAGAGUGGGCGCCGGAGGCAGUGAGGACCCGGGAUUUAAACAAUCCAGUUAUCUGUUAUUUAAGAAUCGGCGAAUCAAAGAGAAAGAUGAUCUGUUUCGUUUUUCUCAGUUCUAGUGCCUGCCAUGUUUGUGUUGCAAAGAAAAUGCACGCGAGCGCACACGCACACACAGAAUCCCUUCACGCACAUUGAGAAACAAACAUACUCAACUAGCUACUCACAACACAAAGCACUUGGCUGUGCAUGCAAACACACAGCUGGAAAAACGACAUAUCUGUUAUGUCACUCGUUCCUGCCCACCCCCAACUCACCAGACAGCAUGUGAAUGACAAGUGCCACCAACCCAGUCCCCAUUCUAGUCAUUCCCCAUUUGACCCAGUCAGUCCCCAUUCCAGUCAGUCCCCAUAUUGUCCAUUUCGCUCUGGAUAUGUCUGAAAAGGCACCCUAAUAAUCCCAAUAAUCCCAACCCUAUAGGCCCUGGUCUAAAGUAGUGAGUGCAUUAUAUAGGGCAGGGUUAUUCAACUCUGACCCUACGUGGGCCGAAGCCUGCUGGUUUUCUGCUCUACCUGAUCAUUAAUUUUAUCUACCUGGUGUCCCAGGUCUAGAAUGGAGAAAGGGCAGUGGAGCUGGUUUGAAGGUCCAGAGUUGAAUACAAGGGACAUGGGGAAUAGGGAACCAUUUUAGACUCACCUCAGACACGCCCACUUCCUGUCUGUUCUGUUCACUCAUCCAGAGGGGAAACACUAUGUACCGGUGCCCGAGACGCACUGUAACACU
Messenger RNA from Salvelinus sp. IW2-2015, 1959 nucleotides. Its product is annotated as NEDD8-conjugating enzyme UBE2F-like. NCBI's taxonomy places the organism in Eukaryota, Metazoa, Chordata, Actinopteri, Salmoniformes, Salmonidae. The record is from RefSeq and is a predicted model, not a curated record.